This is a messenger RNA of Cucurbitaria berberidis CBS 394.84, 2015 nucleotides long. RefSeq names its product benzoate 4-monooxygenase cytochrome-like protein P450. Bases 309 to 1793 code for a protein of 494 amino acids. The transcript has 3 exons. The record is from RefSeq and is a predicted model, not a curated record. Gene Ontology annotation, molecular function: oxidoreductase activity, acting on paired donors, with incorporation or reduction of molecular oxygen; iron ion binding; monooxygenase activity. NCBI's taxonomy places the organism in Eukaryota, Fungi, Ascomycota, Dothideomycetes, Pleosporales, Cucurbitariaceae.
GUCCGGUGGGGUACAGGGUGUUUGGACGUCGGCUCGCACCCCUGUAGUUUUCACUCCAACCAGAGGGCAUCAAUGGUCUGUUCUUAAAGCUCUGAUUUGCCCUUCAAAUAAGGAUGUAGGCCGACAUUCAAACACCCGGUAGACCGAGAGCCCGGUAUUCGACAUCCCGAUUCACCGAGUCUCGAACUGACCUCAGCCUCGUGUGAAUCACAACCAGAUCGCAUACGGCUGGAAAAAAAGAUAAUCUUGUUUAAGAAGCGCCUACACCCUAGGACUACCUGUUUAUUACACACUGAAAGUCAUUUAUCAUGUCACACGUUCUAAGCAUCAUCGUUUUAGGGGUCGUCGCUACUGUGUUUCUCGUAUUCUGCAAGGUAGUCUACAAUAUCUAUUUCCACCCUCUCCGCCAUUACCCAGGAUCAAAGCUGUGGGCAGCCACACGAUUGACUUGGGCAAGCGCCAUGCAAUCCGGGCAUUACCACCAUAAGUUGCAUGAACUACACACCAAGUACGGUCCUAUCGUACGUAUUGCUCCUAAUGAGUUAUCUUUUGUCAGCCCGGACGCCUGGAAGGACAUAUACGGCAACCGCAACAUUCCAAAAAACAACGUUUGGACCAGCCAAGAAGAAGAGCAUCAUCCGAUUAGCAUUGUGAGUACGGAUGAAGCUACGCAUCUGCGUAAUCGAAGAGCUUUGACUGGAGCGUUUACGGAGCAUGCAAUCGCUGAGCAUGCAUAUAUUCUGGAAGACCUCGUUGGACUCAUGGUCCAGAAAUUUGGCGAGGCGGUAGCGCACGGCCAGGGCUGCGCAGUGCUCGACACUUCGAAUUGGCUGAACUUCUUGACCUUCGACAUUUCCGGUGCUUUUGCUUUUGGUGAGUCGUUCCAUAGCGUAGCCAACGGUCGCGCACAUCCGUGGGUGGAGAUCAGUUGUAACUUCGGCAAGGGCGUCGGACUCAUGGCAUCAAUCAACUUCUUCCACCCUCUAAACAAAUUAAUGAAGCUUGCAAUGCCAAAGAAUGUCAUGGAGAAGAUGAAAUACCAUAAGAGACUUGUGCACGAGAGCCUCAUGCAACGACUCGCAAUGGAGAAUAAAACGAAGGCGCUAGACUACGUUGGGUCAGUUAUGGCAUAUAAUGAAGAGAAGGGCGAAGUCAAGAUCCCCAAAGAGGAGAUUGAGGCGAAUUUGAAUAUCCUCAUCUUUACAGGGAGUGAGACGACCAGCACUGCAAUGGCUGCGAUAAUCCACCAGCUCCUUAACAGCCCAGCAGUUUUGGAAAGGGCUCAGAAAGAGAUCCGCUCUACCUUCGAUAACGAAGACCAGAUCACCGUCUCUAGCACUGCGAAGCUGGAUUACCUCUCCGCUGUCAUUCUGGAAGGGAUGAGGAUGAGUCCGCCUGCUGCCGUUGGUCCACCUCGAGUCGUGGAAAGAGAAGGAGAGAUGAUCUCAGGCCAAUAUGUACCUCGUGGAACGUUGGUCGCAGUAAACCAAUAUCCCACCUUCCGCUCAGCCUCCAACUUCACGCAUCCAGACUCCUUUAUACCCGAACGCUUCUUACCCAAGUCACCGUUUUCAUCCGAUCGACUCGACGCAUUCGAACCCUUCCUACUAGGCCGACAUAAGUGCAUUGGCCAGAGACUAGCAUGGGCGGUGCUACGUCUUACGCUAUCGAAAAUCCUAUUCACUUUUGAUACAAAGGCGGUGGAGGAGCGGGGUGAAUUCAGCGAUCAGAAGAUUUACAUUUUCUGGGAGAAGAAGCCUUUGAUGGUCGAGCUUCGGCUGAGUGGCAGUUAACUUGGAAUGACUGGGUAUAGGAUUGGGUAGGUAAGCAUUGCGUCUACUAUUGUUAGAUCGUGUGGAAUCUACUGAGAAGUUGUCUUGUACAAACAUAACUUCUAAGUGUAGGGCUGUUGCACCCCUUUCUCACUAGUUAGUUCUACUUCCUUUACCUUUACUUUUGACUGUUGGUAUCUAUCAAUUCACCUAUUGUCGUAAACCAAUAGAGAGCUUUGCAAC